Molecule: messenger RNA, 1350 nt
Organism: Penicillium lagena
Lineage: Eukaryota; Fungi; Ascomycota; Eurotiomycetes; Eurotiales; Aspergillaceae
Exons: 1
Coding region: 1-1350 (449 amino acids)
Source: RefSeq, a predicted model, not a curated record
AUGCUGCGACUGCACAGUCCCUUCACCCAGAACAUCAUCUCGGGCCUCUGCGUCGCCUUUACCGCGGGAAUCUAUGUCGCUCUCAACAUCCUGGGCGCCGGCGGCGGUCGGCCAGACUCACAGGCCGUCACUUCCAUCGUCAAUUCGUGCUUGUGUGCAUGUUGGGUUGUGACCAGUUUCGUUUCCUCGAUUAUCAUGCAAUAUCUCGGCCCCGGAAUCACCACCAGUCUGGGAGUCCUAGGAUAUGCGGUCUAUGUCGGCUCCCUCUGGUAUUUUGACCAAGUCGGUGGCCGUGCGUUCCCUAUCUUCGCCGGCUGUCUCAAUGGCAUUGGCGCCGGCUUCCUGUUCGUGGUGAGCGGCUACAUCCAGCUAUGCUACCCGGAAGAGAACGAGAAAGGAAAGUAUGUGGUGACGGCAAUGGGUUUGCAGGCAUUUGGCUCUAUUGUGGGCAGCAGUAUUGCGUUGGGAAUAGACGUCAAAGAUACAGGCUCGUCAGCUGGUGUCCCAGCUGCAGUCUACAUCACCUUCAUUGUCCUGAUGAUGCUAAUGUCGCUACUGGGCCUUCUUCUGGUAUCCCCAAGUAAAGUGCGCCGUGACGACGGCUCCCCGUUGAUCGAGGUCGAACCAAUGAAGUUCAAGGAGGCAGUCAAAGCGAACAUCGAUGCUGUCAAAGACUGGAAGCUGUUGCUGAUGUUUCCAGCCUUCUUUCCUGCGGAAGCCUUUCUGGUGUAUUCUGGCUCGGCGAAUGCAUUUCACAACAACCUUCGCACCCGCUGUCUGCUGGGCUUCGUUGCGCUCGUCAUCCAGGUCCCAUGUGGGUUUGCCCUACAGGCACUGUUGGAUCACAAGACCUGGCGACGUCGAUCCCGAGCGUUUGCUGGUCUCGUCUUCGUUGGUACCCCUCUCAUGGCUGCUUGGAUCUGGGAGAUUAUCCGUGUGCGUGGCUAUGACCGUCACAAUCCUCCCAAGGUGACGAUGGACUGGACUGAUGAUGGAUUUGCGCCCAUCUGUGUGCUCUUCAUCAUGAACUGGGUCGCUUCGUCUUUAUGGCAAUACCUGGUGGUAUACUGGCUUGGAGCCCUGUCCAAUGAUCCGCUGAAAGCAGCCAACUACUCCGGUAUCUGGCGCGGUGUGCUCGCUGCCGGUGAAGCCAUCAUCUUCGGUGCGGACUCGACACUCAUUCCUUUCGAGAGGGAGGCGGGUGUGCUAUUUGCCUUGUACGCUACUGGUAUCUUGAUCUUUGCCUAUCUGGCAUAUUUCCACAUUCAAGAUACCCUGUACUUCACCGAGGAUCGUGUGGUGGUUCCAAACCACAUUAUCGAAGAGAUUGGUGAGGAAAAGGCGACAUAA